AUGACCCCUCGCAAGAUCCUAGUCGUCGGUGCGACUGGCAAGCAAGGCAGCGCGUUUACUCGUGCUGCUAUUACCGCGAACGGCAGCGUCGAGUCCGACCACAGCUUCCACCUUAUUGCCCUCACACGCAAUGCCUCUUCUCCUGCCGCACGGGAGCUCACAGCCCUGGGGGAUAGCACCACCGUCGUGUCAGCGGACGUGAACGACGCGAACAGCGUACGGAAAGUCUUCGAGGAUGAGAAAGUGAAGCCAGAGGGCGGGAUCUGGGGAGUAUUCAUGGUGCUGGCGUUCCCCGGACUAGGUGCAGACGCGUCUGGAGAGGAGGCCCAGGGCAAGAUGAUCGCAGACUUGGCACGCGAAUACAACGUUCACCACCUCAUCUACUCUUCCGCUGAGCGCGCCCACGAGAGCCGAGACGAGCAUGCAACGCUAAGCUACCUCGCGAAAGUCAACAUCGAGAAGCACAUCAAGUCAAAACAGGGCUUGAGCUGGACAAUCCUACGUCCGGUGUUCUUCAUGGAGAAUUUCGACGGUCUUAUUGGCCGCGUCACGUUCUCGGUGCUCCAAGUCGGGCUGAAGAAAGACACGAGGUUGCAGCUCAUCGCCGCUGACGAUAUCGGGAACGUAGCGUUUGCCGUCAUGCGCUCGCCCGACGCAUACGCAGGACAGUGCAUCGUCGUCGUCGGCGACGCUCUCUCGACGCAAGAGAUCGCAGCCUCUUACACCCGUGGCGCCGGGCGCGCGAUACCUACGAUACCAAACAUGCUCGCGUCGACGCUGAAGGCAACAAACAAACAUACGCGCGGCGUCGUGGAAGCGGUCGAGAACGCCCAUGCGGACCGCAUCGAGUACGGUGUCAAGUACGAGGAUCUCAUCGCGAAAUGCAGGGAGAUAUAUCCCGGGAUGCACAGCUUCGAGUCCUGGGCGAAGGUGCACAACCCCAAAGCGGAGCGGAAGGAGGGUUGGAACGGCGUGUCGCUCAAGGGUCUGCUUAGCGGCAGUCUCUGA
Messenger RNA from Phanerochaete carnosa HHB-10118-sp, 1008 nucleotides. RefSeq lists its product as uncharacterized. NCBI's taxonomy places the organism in Eukaryota, Fungi, Basidiomycota, Agaricomycetes, Polyporales, Phanerochaetaceae. The transcript has 5 exons. The coding region runs from base 1 to 1008 and encodes 335 amino acids. The record is from RefSeq and is a predicted model, not a curated record.